AUGGGACCCAACGCGGAGAGCUCGACCCCUUGGAUGGAGACGUUGGCCUCAGUGGUGGGUCGUUUUGCUUGCCUUACUGAAAAGUUGCCGUUACUGACGAAGUAGCAUCUGCGGGGUUCUGACCAGGCGGGUCCAAAAACGGGACCGUUCAAGUACGAUGACGGCACUUUUGCUCUUCCCCUGCUCCCCACGUCGACCAACACCGAGGUUCGAGAACCCGACGGAUCGUGACCCACAAAGACAAAACCGGCCGCCUCUCCUUCGCCAACAUCGUCGCCAUUCUAGAAUACACGCUUACCGCCGGGCUCCACAGUCUCGAAGAUACUCGAAAGCGCAGUCAACCGCCAAAUCGGAAGCUGCUUCAGCUUCUUAACAACGUCAAAUCAGUACUGCACCAACAUCCAUCGGCGGACUUCGCUCUCGGAUUCGUGAUUGAUCUCGAAAGAGCGCACGCCGUCAAGGUCGACAACGAGGUGGUCAGGAUCGUCGAGCUGGACAAACGCAGGGAUGAUAUAAAUCGUUCAAAGAUGGUUGCCCUUCUGCGCAUCUUUCUCAACUUCGAUGAUGUCUUUUCUGGGUUUUCUAACGGGUUCAACUGCACAUACACACCAGACUCGGGUUUCAACGAGACGGCGUUGCGCGUCGAGUCGCUUGGACCGUCCACCCAAUAGGCGUUGCAGGGUCGCGACGAGAAUGCGCCUGAGUUCGUCAAGGUGUCCUCUUUGGACUGCAUCCCGCCGGGUGUACUCGCGCAUUCCGGAUCGGCCACCUACGCAACUUUCAAGCUGGACACCCCGCCCGUCCUCCUUCCCCAACUUGGCAGCUCCGACGACAUUCCGACCACGACCGAUGACUCGUCGACGUCGACGCCAGCUUCACCACACCUCUACCAGCUAUGA
Molecule: messenger RNA, 899 nt
Organism: Microbotryum saponariae
Lineage: Eukaryota; Fungi; Basidiomycota; Microbotryomycetes; Microbotryales; Microbotryaceae
Source: the annotation of a GenBank genome assembly